Saccharomycodes ludwigii is the source of this 1596-nucleotide messenger RNA. RefSeq names its product protein phosphatase 2A regulatory subunit CDC55 (gene CDC55). The record is from RefSeq and is a predicted model, not a curated record. Gene Ontology annotation, biological process: peptidyl-serine dephosphorylation. The transcript has a single exon. Gene Ontology annotation, molecular function: protein binding; protein phosphatase regulator activity. The coding region runs from base 1 to 1596 and encodes 531 amino acids. Lineage: Eukaryota; Fungi; Ascomycota; Saccharomycetes; Saccharomycodales; Saccharomycodaceae. Gene Ontology annotation, cellular component: cytosol; protein phosphatase type 2A complex.
AUGUCAUUGGAUAAUUUUGAUUUUAAGUUUAGCCAAUGUUUUGGCGACAAAGCUGAUAUAGUGGUGACUGAAGCCGAUAUAAUUACGGCCGUUGAAUUUGCUAGUACAGGUGAUUAUUUAGCCACAGGUGAUCGUGGCGGGCGAGUAGUGUUGUUUGAGAGAAAUAAUAAUACCAAGCAUUGUGAAUACAAAUUCAUGACUGAGUUUCAAAGUCAUGAUGCCGAAUUUGAUUACUUAAAGUCUUUAGAAAUUGAAGAAAAAAUCAAUCAAAUCAAAUGGUGCAAACCAACCAAUAAAGCACAUUUUUUAUUAUCUACUAACGACAAAACCAUUAAACUAUGGAAAAUCUAUGAAAAAACCAUCAAACUCGUGGCCGAAAAUAACCUAAGUAUAGCAACCACCACCACUACCACUACAAACAACAAUAUAUCAAGUAAUAGCAGAAAUGGGUUUUUUAGCGGGUUUGGUUCUAGUAACAAUAGCAUUACUCCUAGUGGGAAUAGUACUACUACUCUGUCGUACCAAAGUUUAAAAUUACCCAGAUUAACUCAACACGAUAAAAUUAUUGCUGCAUCCCCAAAGAGAAUCUAUGCCAAUGCUCACACAUACCAUAUUAAUUCUAUUUCUCCUAACAGCGACGGCGAAACUUUUAUUAGUGCAGAUGAUUUGAGAAUCAAUUUAUGGAAUUUUGAUAUACCAGAUCAGUCUUUUAAUAUUGUAGAUAUUAAACCCGCCAAUAUGGAAGAGCUAACUGAGGUCAUCACUAGCGCUGAAUUCCAUCCGUUUCAUUGCAACUUAUUUAUGUAUGCCAGUAGUAAAGGUACUAUAAAAUUAUGCGACAUGAGAACCAACUCAUUAUGUGACUACCAAUCAAGGACUUUUGAAGAGUACACUGACCCUAUAAGUCAUAAUUUUUUCACAGAGAUUACUUCCUCUAUAAGUGAUGUUAAGUUUAGUCCUAACGGAAGAUAUAUUGCCUCUAGAGAUUACCUAACUGUCAAAAUUUGGGACGUCAAUAUGGACAACAAGCCAGUUAAGACCAUUAACAUUCAUGACCAAUUGAAAGAACGCUUGAGCGACACAUAUGAAAACGAUGCUAUUUUUGAUAAAUUUGAAGUUUGUUUUGGCGGUGACUCCUCAAGUGUAAUGACUGGUAGCUAUAACAAUAAUUUCUUUAUUUAUCCAAAUGCGGCAACAACAGGAGAAUCUACUACUAGUGGUAUUACCAGCAACAGUAACACUACUGGUUCAUCAUCAUCAUCAUCAUCAUCAUCAUCAUCGUCAUCUUUAUCUAACGGCACAAAUGCUGCAACUAUUGCUGCCAACGCAAAGAAAAGUAGUAACCAAGUUAUAAGACUACAGGCCGAUAAAAAUGCAUUCAAGACUUCCAACGAAAACGAUAAAAUUGGUACAGGCGACAAUAUGAGCAAUGGGUUUUGGGAUACUAAUAGUAACAAUAAUAAUAAUAACAACAGCGGGUUCUUACAGGAUGACAUUGAUUUCAAAAAGAGUAUAUUGCAUUUUUCAUGGCAUCCAAGUGAAAAUAGCGUGGCUAUUGCUGCUACAAACAACUUGUUUAUAUUUUCAUCAUUAUAA